GUCAGUGCGUGCAGCUGAGAUGCCGUUGAGCAUAUCUGGUGUCCUGAGCUCCGAAUCUACCACUUCCAGCAGGUCAAGAAAUAAAACUCGUUAUCGAACCAAAGCUGUGAGCUCCGAGGUGGACGAGAGCCUCUUUGGAGGCAUCAAGCCCCUGCCAUCGGCCUCUAGUGACAGCCCCAUUGUGCUGCUGCGAGAUAAACAGGCCAUUCAGAGAGGUCUCACGGCACCUAGCAAGGAGCACAAGCCUCAGACCAUCCAGCUCAUCACGCGGGACAUGGUCCGGGAGCUCGUUGUUCCCACCGAGGACCCUUCCGGGGAGUCCCUUAUCAUCAGCCCUGAGGAGUUCCAGCGGAUCAAGUGGGCCUCCCACAUCCUGACCAGGGAAGAACUUGAGGCUAAGGAGCAGACCUUGAAGCUGGAGAAGGAAGCCACGCUGGAUGCAGUGACGUCACGUAAGAAGAUCAUGAAGCAGAAGGACCUGGUGUGCAAGAACAACAAGAAGCUCAGUGACCUGGAGGAGGUGGCCAAGGAGAGGGCCCAGAACCUCCUGCAGAGAGCGAACAAACUGAGGAUGGAGCAGGAGGAGGAGCUGAAGAGCAUGAACAAGGUCAUCCUCAACGCCAAGUGCCAUGCCAUCCGGGAUGCCCAAAUCCUGGAGAAGCAGCUGGUCCAAAAAGAACUGGAAACCGAGGAGAAGAGGCUGGAUCAGAUGAUGGAGGUGGAGCGGCAGAAAUCCCUGCAGAGGCAGGAGGCACUGGACCAGAAAAGGAGAGAGGAACGAAUCCGAGGAAGAAGGCAGAUAGUGGAACAGAUGGAAAAGAACCAGGAAGAGCGAUCGCUGCUCAGCGAGCAGCGGGAGCAGGAGAAGGAGCAGAUGCUGCAGUACAUGGAACAGCUCCAAGAGGAGGAUCUCAAGGACAUGGAACGCAGGCACCAAGAAAAACUGAAGAUGCAGGAGGAGAUUAAGCGGAUCAAUGAUGAAAACCAGAAACAGAAAGCCCAAGUGCUGGCGCAGGAGAAGCUGGCAGACCAGAUGGUGAUGGACUUCACCAAGAAGAAGAUGGCUCGAGAAGCAGAGUUUGAGGCUGAGCAGGAGCGGAUCCGGCGGGACAAAGAGAAGGAGAUCACCCGGCUGAGGGCCUUGCAGGAGAAGGCCCAGGAUUACCAGGCCGAACAGGAUGCUUUGCGGGCCAAGCGCAACCAGGAAGUUGCGGACCGGGAAUGGCGCAGAAAGGAAAAGGAAAACGCUCAGAAGAAGCUGGAGACGGAGGCCAUGCUGAAGCAGAGCCGGCUGGAGCAAGUGGCUUUCAAGGAGCACACUCUGGCUGUUCAGGUGCAGCGGGACCGGGAUGAGUUCGAGCAGAUUCUCCGGGCCCAGCGGAAGCAGAUCGAGAGGGAGAAGCUGGAGGAGGAGCGAAAGGCCACGGGGCGCCUGCAGCACGCCAACGAGCUCCGGCGCCAGGUGCGUGAGAACCAGCAGAAGCAGGUGCAGGAGCGGAUCGACACCUUCGAGGAGGGCCGGCGCCUCAAAGAGGAGGCCCAGAGGCGGCGUGAGCGCAUCGAGGACAUCAAGAAGAAAAAGCUGGAAGAGCUGAGAGCCACCGGCCUCCCGGAGAAGUACUGCGUCGAAGCAGAGCGAAAAUCGCACCUCCUGUCGGCCACCUCUGUGAACUGAGGGGCCUGCCUGAGGCCCGCCCCGGGGCACAGGUCCUGCCCCCACUUC
Molecule: messenger RNA, 1723 nt
Organism: Echinops telfairi (small Madagascar hedgehog)
Lineage: Eukaryota; Metazoa; Chordata; Mammalia; Afrosoricida; Tenrecidae
Gene: CFAP45
Product: cilia and flagella associated protein 45
Exons: 12
Coding region: 20-1675 (551 amino acids)
Source: RefSeq, a predicted model, not a curated record